CGUGCGUGGUGACGUCACGCCGGGCCUGCACUGUCCCGCGUCUUUAUGUCUGCCUCGCCAUUACAACCACAAACAAUCGGAACGGCCGCGCGACACACAAAUCGCGGCAUCGCCGCCGCCCGCGCGGAUCCACGACUCGGCCAAAGCGGGCAGCGGUAACAACAACAACAACACCACCACCACUCGUAACCGUAACAAUAACAACAACAACAAUAAUAAUCAUACGAACAGGCGCGCGGCGGCGUCGGCGGCGUCGGCGGCUGGCGUCAUGUACCCGGGCUGGAGCCAGGCCUCAGGCCUACACGGGUCGGGCCUGCCCGCUACGGGUCCCGGCUCCUACUCGGCUUCGGGGCUCGGUGGCAUGGCUUACAAUAAUGCCGUCCUCUCUUCCUCCUCGGCGGCGGCCGCUGCUGCUGCUUCUUCUUCGUCGUCAUCGUCGUCUUCAUCGGUCAAUUCGGCUGCGCCUGCCUCCUCGUCGACGGGAUUCCAAAGCCUGCAGCAGCAACACAUGCAGCAGAUGCAGCGUCUGCAGCAGAUGCACCAUCAGCAAAUGCAGUCUUUCAAUUCGUCGUCGUUGUCAUCGUCACUCUCGGCGGCGACGACCAGCGCCGUCUCGACUGUUGCCUCGCCCGCCGGCUCCUCCACGUCCGUGACGUCGUCUGCCAACACGGCCGCCUCGUCCAUGGCUCCUAUCUCGUCGAUAGCCUCCUCCUCUGCUUCAUCCACAAAGCCCGCGUCCUCCAUCUCAUGCGUUCCCCCAGCGACCCCGGCACUGCCCCCGGGUCCCCCGCCUCCCCUGCCCCCGUCAGGGCCACCCUCGGGCUACGGCUACAACCCCUACUCGGUGGGUGGCGGUGGUGUCGGGGGGCCCCCCACCACCAACACCACGAUGCCCCCCUACCACUACUCGGGACACUACGGGGGGAUGUCUCACUACCCGCCUCCCACGCAGCCCCCCCAGCCGUAUCCCAUGGCUGCCUCUUCAACCUCCACCUCCGUGUCAACCUCCACUGCGACCGCGCUGCCGCUACCCUCCACCCUCUCAUCGGGGAUCGAACAUCAUCAACAACAACAACACCAGCCCCAGCCGCCACCUCCGCCCCUGCCACCGUCCGAGGAGCCACUGCCACCUCCACCUCCCGAUGAUGGUGCUGACGAGACGGCCGUGGCCAAUGUGGGUGACCCUGAGGAGGCUGCCCGGUUGCGACAGCUUCAGCAAGCAGCUGCCCAGUGGCAACAGCGCAAGCAGUGGCAAGAGCAGCAGCAUCAGCAGCAGCAUCAACACCAGCAGCAGCAUCAGCCACAUCAGCACCAGCAGCAGCACCAGCCGCAUCAACAGCAGCAGCAACCGCAACAGCAACAACAACAGCAGCAGCAUCAGCAAAUGCAACAGGGAUACAUGCAGAGCCAAGUGGUGACACCGGUGGAGACGCAGACAACGCCAGCCGAAAAGAGCGGAGAACAGGCAGAGACUCUGGCGGAUAUCGAGUGGCAGCAAGCUCAGUUCGACACGCUUUACGCGCAGUGGAAGACGCAGUUCAACGAGUGGCAGGAGCAAUACAAGAACCACCCGGACCACGAGCAGUUUGUGCAGUACGAGCAGCACUGGAAGCAGUGGCAGCAGCAAAUGCAGGCGGUGGGCGCAAACUUGCAGCAGCGAAAGGAGCAGCUUACGAAGUCUACCGUUGCGCCUCCGCCCAUACCCACGCAGCCCGAGCCGGCGCUGCCACCGACCCUACCGCUAACCUUGCCACCAACCUUGCCGCCGCCACUGACGCCGUCGCAUCCGCUAAACAUUCCACCGGGACCUCCAUCGACACUGCCACCGGGCCCACCACCAGGCCUACCACCAGGACUUCCACCAACGCUACCGCCUGCCUAUCCCCCUACGUACCCACCGACAUUUCCUCCGGUUUAUCCGCCAAAUUACUCUCCACUUUACCCCCAGACGCUGCCGCCAAUGUUGCCUCCAGCUCUCCCAUCAACACUCACGCCGCCCGUGAGCUCCUCGCAGGAGGUGGCCGUCGGCAAGGCAGCGAGCGACACGGCGGCAAGCAGUGUCACGGCGGUGGCGUCAUCGGAAGGAGAGGGAUUCGCGGGACCUGUUCCCGGAGCUGCGAGGCCCUCGCUGCUAUCCCCUCCUCCACGCUUCGCUGGGUCCAGCAUGCCCAGGCUCAGUGGACCUAUGCAUUAUCCUCCCCUCUAUGGCAAUCAAAUGCCAUCUGGCGGCAGGCCUCCUCAGGGCUCCUUCCAAUCAUCCGGUCCUCAAACAGAGACGGGCAGCUCUUACCCAGGUUCUUCUCAGCGAUUCAACGACCCCUCCCCGGAACGGUCGAGCGCGACUGCCGUACCUCUGCCGGGAUCGCGAUAUUCUAGGUCCGGCCUCCUGGACGGACCCAGAGGACAGGAGGGUACCACGGACCUCGAGAGGUCAUCGGCGCCGGCGACGGAAAGUUUCGGGCCAUUCAGCGGCUCAAGUUCUCAGUUCGACUCCACUGACGCCCAGGAUCUGGACACUCACGAUAAAGGCGGUCAUGGUGAAGCAUCGUCAAGCCGAGGAGGAAUUUCUCGAUUUGAAGGCUCUCAUCUCCAAGGGGCCCACAAUCAGGGCCCGAACAGUCAGAGCGAAGGACCCCGUAUGCAGGGAUUCCGUCCGAACGACCAAAGCAGUCAAUACGGGGGUCCACGGUUUCCAGGGCCUCGCUUCUCGGGCCCCAACGCUCGAUUUGUGGGACCUCAUGGCCUAGGUUCACGUUUUCAGGGCCCCGGCGGCAACCGAUUUGAUUGGCCCGGAUCUCAGGGCACACUUGCGCACGGCGGAGGUAGCGAAUUUGAAGAAUUGCACACGAAGGGCCCUGGCGGCGGGAAGUUUGAAGAGCCACGUGUUCAACGCAAUCGCUUUGAGGUCUCCGACGGUGAAUUUGAAGAAUCGCGCACGCACGGAAAGGACGGUCAGUUUGAGGGAUCGCUGGCACAGAGCAGCCAAGCCUCGGAUGUUGAGAACAAAUUUGAAGGCGCUCGCUCCACCCAUGGCACCGGCAGUGAGGGUGAAGGUGCGUGCAUGCCAGGACCCAAUCAGCACGGCGCCAACAGUCCGUUUGGGGGAUCCCAUUUCUCAGGGCCACGCUUUCAGGGCCCCAAUGCUUCAUUUGAAGGACCACGUCCGCCAGGCUCCGAUUUUCGAGGACAGGGUCCUGACGGUCAGUUUAACGAGCAGCGUGGUCCAGGUUCUCAAAAUUGGGGCCCCAGCAACGAGUUCAAGGGACCGCACUUCCAAGGCUCGCACAAGUGGGGCCCUGGCAGUCGGGGUGAAGGUCUCCUUGGCGAGGGCCCGCAUUCUAAUGUCCCAAGCCAUCAAUUUGGGGGACCACGUUUUUCAGGGCCUCGAUUCCAGGGCCCUACCAGUCGAUUUGAAGGGCCUCGUGCCCCGGGCUCUCGAUUUCAAGGCCCCAACAACAGCAGAUUCGAUUGGCCUGGCUCUUGGGGCCACGUUAACGAAUUUGAGCAGUCUCAAAAUCAGGGUCCUGACAAAAAAUUUGAAGGAUCCCAUGCACAAAUCUCACCGUACCAGAGCUCCAGUAAUAAGUCUGAAUGGCCACAAGCCCAUGGUCCUUUCACUCAGGAUGAUAAGGGUGAAAUAAAGGAACCACAUGCCCCAGGGCCUCACACUCAGGGAGUCAACGUUCAGAAUGAAAGUCCUCACUCUCAGAGUACUCCUCGCGGUCCCUUUGGUCAGUUUGGUGGGCCUCGCUUCCAGGGUCCCCGUUUCCAGGGCCCUAGCAGUCAAUAUGUAGGACCUAACAAUCAAUCCGAAAGACAACAGGCCCAGGGUCCCCAAUCCCAAAGUCCUGGUAAUCGGCUUGAAGGACUUCAUGCUCAAACACCUCAGCUUAAAGACCUCAACAGCCAGACAAAUGUGUCCUACAGCCAGGGUUCUUACUCUCAGGGUCCUAAAAGCCAAUCUGAAGGUCCUCAGCCUCAAGGUCCCACCAAUCGGUUUCAGGGCCAGCACCCCAUGGGCCCUCGUCCUCAAGGCCCAGUCAGUCAGUCUGGAGGUCCUCGUCCCACAGGUCCCGGUUCUCAAGAUCCCACCAAUCAAUCUGUAGGUCCCCAUCCUCAAGGUCCCACCGGUCAAUCAGGAGGUCCUCAUCCCACAGGUCCUGGUUCUCAAGGUCCCACCAAUAAAUCUUUAGGUCCCCAUCCUCAAGGUCCCACCGGUCACUUAGGAGGUCCACGUCCCACAGGCCUUGGUUCUCAAGGUCCCACCAAUCAAUCUGUAGGUCCCCAUCUUCCAGGUCUCACCGGUCAAUCAGGAGGUCCUCGUCCCACAGGUCUUGGUUCUCAAGGUCCCACCAAUCAAUCUGUAGGUCUCCGUCCUCAAGGUCCCAUCUGUCAAUCAGGAGGGCCUCGUCCCACAGGUCCCGGUUCUCACGUUCCCACCAAUCAAUCUGCAGGUCUCCGUCCUCAAAGUUCCAUCGGUCAAUCAGGAGGGCCUCGUCCCACAGGUCCCAGUUCUCAAGUUCCCACCAAUCAAUCUGUCAGUCCACGUCCUCAAGGUCCCACCGGUCAAUCAGGAGGUCCUCGUCCUACAGGUCCUGGUUCUCAAGGUCCCACCAGUCAAUCAGGAGGUCCUCGUCCUACAGGUCCUGGUUCUCAAGGUCCCACCAGUCAGUCUGUAGGACCCCACCCUCAAGGGCCCACUGGUCAAUCAGGAGGUCCUCGUCCUACAGGUCCUGGUUUGCGAGGUCCCACCAGUCAAUCUGUAGGUCCACGUCCUCAAGGUCCCACCGGUCAAUCAGGAGGUCCUCGUCCUACAGGUCCUGGUUCUCAAGGUCCCACGAGUCAAUCUGUAGGUCCAUGUCCUCAAGGUCCCACCGGUCAAUCAGGAGGUCCUCGUCCUACAGGUCCUGGUUCUCAAGGUCCCACCAGUCAGUCUGUCGGACCCCGUCCUCAAGGGCCCACUGGUCAAUCAGGAGGUCCUCGUCCUACAGGUCCCGGUUCUCAAGGUCCCACUGGUCAGCUUGUGGGUGCCCAUGAACAGGGUUCUCGCUUUCCAAAUCCAAACGCUCAAGGACCUCGCAAUAAUUUUCAGGGACCUAAUGCCCAAAACCCAAGAAGUGAGGGCCCUCAAGGGCCCAACGCACAGGGUCACAAUGUCCAUAUAAAUGGGCAGCGUUUCCCACCACCUGGCCCAAACUCUCAAACCCCCUUUUCGCACAGCGGAAAUUUUGUUCCCCAAAUGGGUGGCCCUAACCCCAGAGGUUUUGGCCCGAGAGGGCAGGGUCAGGCAGUGCCAGUCAGGGGUCUAAAUCAAGGGCCCAUGGAGACCGCUCCCAGGUUCCCUGGCCCUCACGGCUCAUUGCCUGGAUCUGCAGAAAUCCGGCAUCCAGUCCCUGGACAAGUCAGAGCUCCUACGCCCCAGCAAUGUGCAGCUGGUAAACAGGUGCCGGAUAGUGACAGUACAAGCGAGCCUCCCGAUAAGAAGGCCAAAACAGGAGAUGCCACGGCACCAACAAAUGUUGCGGCAAAACAGUUGAAUGCAACCGGUGACCAACAAAAGGGCAAGACUGACCAGGAGACAAACCUGCAAGCCUCGAAGGUGGAGCAGCAGCACCUGCCCGGUGUCAUAAAGCCGCAACAAGGUGGGCAACUGGCGGCGGGAAGAUUCGCAUCGUCGUCCUCGGCACCGUUGCAGACUUCACAGCCCAAUCAGGGUAGCGUUGGCCCAGCUGGCGGCGUGUAUGAGGGCGCCAGCUUGUCUAAUCCUGCAGACAGCACCACAGUCUCCAUGCAGAUGGACGAGCCCAUGCUUCUAGACGAGGACAUGGAGGACAAUGGUCAGAUAGAUUCUCAGCCGCCCGGCUGGCACGGCCAGAGACGCAAUGAUGACACCGAUGCAAGACCCUUCGGCGGCAUGGGUGGUAGUGGCGAGAGGUGGGGCGGUGCCCCGCCGCACAGGUCAGACGAGCGAUGGGCCCCCGAGGAGCAUUCGCACGAAACAGGGCAACCGUGGAACAGACCUCCGUUUGCGCAAAACAGGGAAACUUCCAACAUGAGGAGACCUUUGAACAAACCUUCCGAAGGCAAAAAUCCCGAGUGGGGCAACAGGGGUCCGAAUCAGUUUCCUCCCACGGGGAGGCCGUUCCCACCUCGGUUCCCCAGGGAUGCCAUGGACCGACAGUUCCAGCCGAUGCAGCCAAGAGAUCGGGACCAGGGGUACGAAGAGGAGUUCGGCUUCCAUAGGGACUUCGAUGCCCGCUUCGAGCGUGACUUUGAUCAAGAGCCACGGCAGGGCUACGGGGAAUUUGGAGCCGAGGGGGAAGGGGAAGAGGAGGAGGAGGAGGAAGAAUACUACGACGUGGACGGCCGGCCUCUGGGUCGGAGCAGCCCUGGCAGGGAGGAGCACUGGAGAGAAGGCCCCAGAGAGGGCGAGUUCGGUUACAAAGAGCGAGGCCCCUGGAACGAAGAACAGAACGAGGAGGGGUGGGACCACUGGAAUCCGGACAGUCGCCCUGGUCACCCUGGCAUGCCCAGGCACAGAGGGAUGGGGGGGCCCCCCAUGGGCAUGCGGGGACGAGGCUUCAUGGGACCCCCGCCUCGGGGCAGGUUCAUGAUGCAGGGGCCCCGACGAGGAGGUCCGAACAGGCCUCCGUUCCCGCCGUGGGGCGAGCACGAGCGGGGCGGACACUCGCUGGGCCCCAGACGCGGUGGCCCGCCCGAGGGUCAUCCGCGGGGAUUCGGCAGGGGAGGGCCCAAUGGCCCUCCGGCUUCGAACAGGUGGGAUCCCUCGGGCCCGGGCAGGUCACACUUUGGUGCACCUUUGCCUGGAAACAGACGGGAGCUACCGCCGCCGAUGCGUCGGUGGGAUGGCGGACCCGAGGAAGACGACGAUAAUGACGGUGGAGGACGCCCGCACUGGGAUCGCGACGCUGAGCAGUGGGACGAGCAAGGCGUCGUGCAGCGAUGGCGGAGGGAAAUGUCACCUCCGUCGUCGCCACCGCCGCCACCACCACCGCCAGCGGAAGGGGAUGAGGAGGGAGACCUUGAGUUCCCUGAUCGCGUGAUGUCACUCUCGAGCAGGGAGCACGAGAUCAUCUUAAAGGCCGCACAGGAGCUCAAAAUGCUCAGGGAGCAGCAAGAGCAGCUGCAUUUGCUGAACGAGAUGCAGAAUGAUGUUCGAGGAGUCAAGACAUCACCAUCCCCUUCCAGCAGUGCUGCACCGUCAUACUACAGGACGUCACUCGACGCCCUGGACUCGCCAGCGGAGAAGCCCAAGGUCGACUCCGGUGGCAGCGGUUGGUCCCACGGGGAGGCCCCCUGGGUCAGGGAGUCGUUGGCGCCCAGCGCGGGAGUGCUGCGCCACGACAACCCGGGGUCUUGCCCGCCGCCGCUGCCGCCGCCAUCAUCGUCGCUGCUUGAAAGGAAGCCGCUGAACCUGGAGCCGAUGAGUGUCAAGAAAAUCACGCAUGACUACUCGCACGGCUCAGCGGAAGGGCUGCCUCGCAUAGAGCAGACGUCAUAUGGUGAGCGAGUCUCCCUGGGUCGUGGGAAAUCCUACAUCAGAGAGAGCUUGCCGCCCGGCGACGCAUCAUUCCGGGAGCGAUGCCUGGGCUGGGAUGGCGGCGAUGGUGAAGGGAUGUGGGAGAGGGAAUCCAUGAUGGCCAUUGAGAGGGGGCCCAGACCCCCUCCCCUGCUUUCACGUGACCCUCAGGACGGCGCGUCCAAAGAGUUCAUCCGGGAGCCUCUGGAUAGAGAACGGUUGCCUCUGGGGCAGCCGGGCAACUACAUGAGCUACGCCGAACGGAGGGCUGGACCCGAGCGCCCCACGUACGAACGAAAGCCGUUCGAGCCCAUGGCACCGCCGUACCCAGGGGAGCACUACCAGGACCGGCCGCCCAUGCCGUUCUCGCGCGAUCGACCCCCGUAUCCGCCCAGCCGGAUGGGACCCCCGGACAGGAGGAUGGGGGUGCUGCCCCCGCCGCCGCCACCCUCGUCGCUACCGCCGCCGCCGAUGGCCCCGCCGCCGCCAAUGCCGCACGUGGAGGAGAAGAAGCCGGAGUCGAAGCACGUGGAUGACCUGCUGAAGAAGCCGGGACGCGCCACCCGCCCGGAGCGCAUCGUGGUGAUCAUGCGAGGCCUUCCCGGCAGCGGCAAGACCCACGUCGCCAAGCUCAUACGGGAUAAGGAGGUGGAGGAGGGAGGCGCGGCGCCACGCGUGCUCAGCCUGGAUGAUUACUUCGUCACCGAGGUGGAGCGCACGCAGACUGACCCGGAGACCAAGCGCAAAGUCAAGAAGAAGGUCAUGGAGUACGAGUACGAGCCGGAGAUGGAGGAGACGUACCGCAGCAGCAUGCUCAAGACGUUCCGCAAGACCCUGGACGAUGGCUUCUUCCCCUUCAUCAUCAUUGACGCAAUCAACAACCGCGUCAAGCACUUCGAGUCCUUCUGGAGCUCCGCCAAGACCAAGGGCUUCGAGGUGUACUUCGCCGAGAUAACCGGGGAGACGCACACGUGCGCCAAGCGGAACACACACGGCCGCAAACACGACGAGAUCAACAAGAUGGCCGAUCAGUGGGAGGUGACGCCCAAGCACAUGAUUCGUCUGGACAUCCGCUCGCUGCUGCAGGACGCCGCCAUCGCGGAGGUGGAAAUGGAAGACACGGAUCCUUCAGAAGAAACCGAGAGCAAGAAGACGCCACCAACGACUGAGGAGGAGGAAGGGGAUGGGGAGGGGGGGUAUAUCCCAAAAAGCAAAUGGGAAAUGGACACCUCUGAAGCAAAACUAGAUAAGCUGGACGGACUCGGCGGAGGCUGCAAGAGGAAACGCGACUCGCUGACCUCGGCAAAACAGCGCAUGGAGGAUUACCUCUCGCUGCCCGAGUACUUCAGCCAGCGCCCCGCACAGCCGGGGAAGAAACGGGUACGCUGGGCCGACCUUGAAGAGCAGAGCGAGGCGGAGAGAAAGCGCGCCAUCGGGUUUGUGGUGGGUCAGACGGACUGGGAUCGCAUCACGGACGAGAGCGGGGAGUUUGCCACCAAAGCUCUUAAUCGCACUCGAUACUUUUAACCGUAAACUCCCGUUAGGUGUUUGCCGACGGCUCUGGGUAAGUGUCUCGCUACCUACGCCGCCUUCACUCCCACCACACCGCGCACACGUUAGCAGACGUCGCCGUAGUCACAGUCCUCUUUAAUUCGAUGUGAAUUUUUCUGAUUUUUUUUUGGUGAUUGUGUUCGCAAUUCCAUAAUUAGUUUCUGGAUGUCGCGAGAAAAAUUGUGCCCCUUUGUAUGUGUGUUAAACUUAUUUCGCACCGCACGCAGCCAACCGUGCUAAUUGGAGGUGCGGGGGAAGGACAACAAACUAAAAGCAUAAAGCAGUUUUAAAGAAAUGAGACAAUGGCCAGGUCACCCGAAAUGUGCCUGAUUGUGGCAAAGCUUGGAAACUUAAGCAGUCUUGAAACUGUAUAAUGGACGGAUGGGCAACCAUCAUGCAUAACAGGUGUUGCAGGCUGCCGGGCUAAGUUGUGGCCAGCAGAGGGCAGUGUAGGAAAAAAAAUCCAUCGCUGUACUGUGCCAUGCUAUGCCUGCCUUCACCAUCACGCGCUGAUCGGCACGGUGAAGUAUGGUCAAAUAAGCCCCACAAACCCUGCACGGGAUGGGGAGGUCUGCAUCCAACAGUGGAUUGGCAUAAGUCCUGUGCACGUAGACCAAAAGACAUGUGACACAAGCAAGUGGAAGUUGAAGUCAUGUUGCGAUGUUUUACCUGUUGAUAUUCGAUAGAAGCGAGAUGCAAAACCUUGGCUCUGGCGGUUGAUCUGUUCGAGAUUGAAUCCCUGCUUCUUUGUAAAUACGGCCUAGCCUUUGCAGUACAGUAACAUGGUUUCUUGAGCUGUGUUUUUUUUUAGUUCUCCGUUGCAAAUUGAGUGGGCUUAUCGUCUGCGAUUUUAACCUUCACAAACGCAAUACGGUCCCUUUGCAAAAGCUUGCCCAACAAUGCCGACGCAGGGGGAAACCCCCUCGUGCGAACGUAAGGGUUCGCGCACCUGUGACCCGCACUCCAGAGGUCACCACCGCCUCGCUCUGAUCGCCCGGCAGCGUGGCAGAUGAAACGAUGGGGCGAGUUUAUUAAAUCCCUCCGCCUCAGUCCAGCCGGCCGAAUAAGUAUGUUCUCCACCGAUAAAGUCUUAUGAUGGGCAGGUUGCGUGUAGUGGGGUAAAGCGUUGGUUCUCUCCCACCUCUGCCAAAAGCAUCUGGCCAGCGUAGAAGAGUAGGCCAACCUACCCUCUAGGGGGUUUGUGGUCCUGACCCCGCCCCCGCACCUACGGUUAGCACGGUUGGUUACGUACGGUGCAAAAUAAGUUCAACACAUACAUAGAGCUCUCUCUGCUGAAGGCCCUAAUGCCCAAGCAGUGGCUUGAGCAACAAAUUUCAGGGCUGCGCUUUUACCUUUUAGUGGACUGCUGAUUCAAGUGAACACAACCUCCUGAAAGGUAAAACUGAAAGAGGCGGGAGCAAAAAAUGUAUGCGGAGUUUCGAUGUAACAUGGGCUAUGAUUGUCCAUGCUGUGUUGCGCUCUGAUACAUAAUUUAGAAAGUUCCUAAAACACCUUUGCUGGUUUGUGUGAGUCACCCAUUGUCUGUUAACACUUGUGACAUUUUGGAUGUUUUUUAUUUCCUUUUAGGUGACCGAGAUGGAAGGAAAAGUGGGAUGAAAACAAAGUUGCGUCUACUUUAAACAAACGAAAAAAUGGACAAUUCAUUUUCUGCGAAGGAGGCUUUUACAUCGUCCCAAGGCCUGCUCUGUAACGAGUUGCAUACUUGGUUUGUGGGGGUUUUUAAAAUGUGAAUUAAAUGCUUUCCCGUUUAAUUAAUCCCAUUCGUGAAUUUCGGAAACAAAAUGUGUUAAAAGGGUAAAUUUUCACAGGGCGAAGAUGGCAAAACAAAACAUCGUUUCUUUUUUUUUACUGUGUAAGCCAACCAACGCUCCCUCCACCGUGCCCUGGCGCGCGCGGUAACACGGAAGACGUGGGACUGUGGAUAACGAGCAAUCGUGUCGCUCGCGAAGGUAUAGUAUUCGUUUUUUGGGGGAGUUUUAACAUUGAGCAGGCAGUGUCACGUGUUUAAACGUAGUUCCUUGUUGCUGCCUUCGCCAGUUAAGAGUUGGCCACUGGCUCAUGCCUUGGAGGUGGUCCUUGAUGUUAGUGCGCUGCGCGGGCUUUGAUGAAUUCUGGCCAUGGCGACCGUCGUGAGCGAGUGAUAUCGGAGCUGGUCCUGCGCUCCCCCCCCCCCCAUACUUCACUAUGACCUGCAUGGCGAGGUAUGGUCAAAAAACCUCCAUGACCUCCGCAUGGCAUGGGCGGUAGUCGUUUAUCACUUGGUGGAUUUACGAAUGUCCGGAAUUUAAUUGUUUGUGCCCUCACUGAUACACCGGGGGGGGGGGGGGGGGGGAAGGGGCGCAGCCAUUGACAUUGGCCGUUGGUUGUUGGCGUUGGAGCGUGCUGCUGCCGCUUCUGCAUGGGACUUUGUUGGGCCCUGUUGUGUCCCGCGACCUGUGCGACAGGUUCCAUGCGGCGUGACCGCAAACGCCGGCACGCAAUUGGGGGGGGGGGAGGUGGAGGUGGGGUGCGACCUCGUGAGAUCGUUCACCGCUUUGCUCGAGUGACGAGACGCGCCCGCUGGCAACGCGUUUAAAAGGGCCUUGGGUAAGCAACGUCGGAUGAACUGGCUGGACUCUUGAUAACUGGAUAAGUUGUCACUGAUUCUUUUGUUUGCUGCUGUUAGGAGUUACAAAAAUGUAUGUUUUUCCAAGGUGGCUUGAACUAGUUCAACAUCACCUGCAUUUCGAUUGGUGCACCCCCCCCCCCCCCAAAAAAUAAAAAGGCACUGGUUGUAAAUCGAA
Petromyzon marinus (sea lamprey) is the source of this 11895-nucleotide messenger RNA. RefSeq lists its product as uncharacterized. Lineage: Eukaryota; Metazoa; Chordata; Hyperoartia; Petromyzontiformes; Petromyzontidae. Gene Ontology annotation, cellular component: nucleus. The record is from RefSeq and is a predicted model, not a curated record. Gene Ontology annotation, biological process: regulation of telomere maintenance.